AUGCAACAGCAACAACAAGCAGCAGCAACAACAGGCAAACGCAACAACAAGCAAAAGCAACAACAAGCAGCUGCAACAACAAGCAAAAGCGACAACAAGCAUAAGCAACAACAAGCAGUAGCAAUAACAAGUGAAAGCGACAACAAGCAGCAGCAACAACAAGCAAAAGCAACGACAAGCAGCAGCGACAACGAGCAGCAGCAACUACAGCAGCAGAAAAAAGCAUCUGCGACAACAAGCAACUGCAGCAGCAACGGAAAGCAAAAGCAACAACAAGCAGCAGCAACAACAGACAAAAGCAACAAAAAGCAAAAGCGACAACAAGCAGCAGCAACAACAAGCAGCAGCAGCAGCAACAAAAAGCAAAAGCAACAACAGGCAGCAGCUGCAACAAGCAAAAGCAACAUAAGGCAGCAGCAACAACAAGCAGCAGCAACAUCAAGCAGCAGCAUCGACAAGCAGCAGCGACAACAAAGAGCGACAACAACAAGCAACGGCAACAACAAGAAGCAACAGCAACAACAAGCAGCACAACAACAAGCAGCAGCAGCGAAAAGCAACCGCGACAACAAGCAGCCGCAGCAGCAACAACAGACAAAAGCAACAAAAAGCAAAAGCGACAACAAGCAGCAGCAACAACAAGCAGCAGCAGCAGCAACAAAAAGCAAAAGCAACAACAGGCAGAAGCAGCAAAAAGCAAAAGCAACAACAAGAAGCAGCAACAACAAGCAGCUGCAGCAGCAACGGAAAGCAAAAGCAUCAAAUAGCAGCAGCAACAACAAGCAAAACUGUAGCAGCGACAAAAAGCAGAAGCAUCAACAAGCAGCAGCAGCAACAAGCAAAAGCAACAUAAGACAGCAGCAACAACAAGCAGCAGCAGAAACAGCAAGCAGCUGCAGCAGCAACAAAAAGCGAAAGCAACAACAAGCAGUGGCAACAACGAGCAGCAGCAACAAAAAGCGAAAGCAACAACAGGCAGCAGCUACAACAAGCAAAAGCAACAUAAGGCACGGCAACAACAAGAAGCAACAGCAACAACAAGCAGCAUCAAAAAAAGCGAAAGCAACGACAAGCAGCAGCGACAAGAAGCAAAAGCAACAACAAGCAGCAGCAACAACAAGCAGCAGCAGAGAAAAGCAUCUGCGACAACAAGCAACUGCUGCAGCAACGGAAAGCAAAAGCGACAACAAGCAGCAGCAACAACAACAAAAGCAACAACAAGCAGUGGCAACAACGAGCAGCGGCAGCAAAAAGCAGCGGCAACAACGAGCAGCCGCGAAAGCGACAGAAAGUGAAGGCAACCACGAGCAAAAGAAACAACAAGCAGCCGGAACAACAAGCGGAAGCAACGACGAGCAGCAGCAACAACAAGCAGCACAGCAACAACAAGCAGCAGCAACAUCAAGCAGCAGUAUCAACAGGCAGCAGCAAAAAAAGCAAAAGCAACAACAAGCAGCAGCGACAAGAAGCAAGAGUAACAACAAGCAGCAGCAACAACAAGCAGCAGCAACAACGAGCAGCAGCAGAAACAGCAAGCAGCUGCAGCAGCAACAGAAAGCAAAAGCAACGACAAGCAGUGGCAACAACGAGCAGCGGCAGCAAAAAGCAGCAGCAACAACGAGCAGCUGCAGCAGCGACAGAAGGCAAAGGAAACGACAAGCAGCAGCACCAACAACAAGCGACAGAAAAAUGAAGCAUAAGCAACAACAAGCAGCAGCAACAACAAGCAGCAGCAGCGAAAAGCAUUCGCGACAACAAGCAGCUGCAGCACAGCAGAAACAGCAAGCAGCUGCAGCAGCAACAAAAAGCGAAAGCAAUAACAAGCAGUGGCAACAACGAGCAGCGGCAGCAAAAAGCAGCGGCAACAACGAGCAGCUGCAGCAGCGACAAAAAGCGAAGGCAACGACAAGCAGCAGCAGCAACAACAAGCGACAGCAAAAUCAAGCAAAAGCAACAACAAGCAGCAGCAACAACAAGCAGCAGCAACAACAGCCAAAAGCAGCAACAAGCAAAACAGCAACAAAAAGCGAAAGCAACGACAAGCAGUGGCAACAACGAGCAGCGGCAGCAAAAAGCAGCGGCAACAACGAGCAGCCGCAGCAGCGACAAAAAGCAAAGGAAACGACAAGCAGCAGCAACAACAAGCAGCAGCAGCGAAAAGCAUCCGCGACAACAAGCAGCUGCAGCAGCAACAACAAGCAGCAGCAACAACAGGCAAAAGCAGCAACAAGUAAAAGCAAUAACAAGCAGCAGCAACAACAGGCAAAAGCAACAACAAGCAAAAGCAUCAACAAGCAGCAGUCACAACAAGCAGCAGCAACAACAAGCAGCAGCAACAACAAACAGCGACAAUAA
Neodiprion virginianus is the source of this 2355-nucleotide messenger RNA. RefSeq lists its product as uncharacterized. NCBI's taxonomy places the organism in Eukaryota, Metazoa, Arthropoda, Insecta, Hymenoptera, Diprionidae. The coding region runs from base 1 to 2355 and encodes 784 amino acids. The record is from RefSeq and is a predicted model, not a curated record. The transcript has 9 exons.